UGGAUGUCUCUCUCUCUCUUGCUGUUUUUUGUCUCCUGUCUUUGCAGCCUCCUUGGCUAUUCUCUGCAGCCUGAAACACUCUUCCGAAGACUGUCAAGAAACUGGGGCCACGUAUAUUAAAUGCGACAUCCGUGUUACAGUGGGCACGGACAGUGUGACUGGGCCUGCACCGUACAUAUAUUUAUGCGAUGAUGACAUUCUUCCAUGGGACCAGACAACCAGCGACUCCUCCCUACCCUAUUUUACUGGCCUCUUUUUCAGCCCUAAAGUGGAAAGAGAUGAAGUUCUCAUCUAUAAUAGCUCCUGUAACAUUACCAUGGAAACUGAGGCAGAGAUGGAGUGUGAGGGAGCUAAUCAGCCAAUUACCGCCAAGAUUACUGAGAUACGGAAAAGCUGGGGCCAGAACACUCAGAGAGACGCUCGCCUCCGAUUUUGCGGCCCGUGGUCUAAGAGCUCCAGCUGGCUUGAUGGGUACCCACCACAAGAUGGCGAUAACGUCACGGUAGAAAGAGGCCAGACGUUGCUAUUGGAUACCAUCACUGGCAUCCUAAACUUGCUGCAUGUCAAAGGUGGCAAGCUCCUGUUUGGUGGGCCUGGCCCUGUAGGACUCCAUGCUCAUUACAUUCUGGUAUCUGAUGGUGGAAAACUCCAGGUGGGAUCUCCAAAUGCACCUUUCUGUUGCAAAGCACAUAUCCAUCUCUAUGGAAGCCUUCAUACCCCAACCUUCUUUCCGUUUGGGGCCAAAUUUCUGGCAGUAAGGAAUGGGACCCUUUCUAUACACGGCUGGGUACCAAACGUGGUGUUCACACACCUGAAGUCAGCGGCUCAUGUUAAUGAUACGAGGUUAGUCCUAGUGGAGCCUGUUGACUGGCAAUCUGGAGAUGAAGUCAUUGUAAGUGGAACGGGUCCUGGAGAUGGGGAAUGGCAAGAGGAAAUUGUCACCAUUGAAGCUGUGAACAACACUGAACUGUACCUUAGAUCACCUCUCAGGUUCCCCCAUGGGUUUGAGGAGGAACAGAUGGGCGGGCAGCACCUUUCUUUGAGUGCUGUUGUGGCGCUGCUGAGCAGAAGGAUUGUUGUCCAAGGAAACGUGACCGGUGAGAGGAUGUCCCACCUUCGGUUGUGUGCAGCAGCAGGUGUUUCAGGAGAUGCCUCAGGAUGUCUGUAUAAGAGGAGUGAGAAGCAGCUUGGGUCCCAGGAGAUGGGUGCUGUUGUUAUGAUGCAGGCUUUCCAGGGUGAAGAAAGCCACAUCCGUUUGGAAGGGGUCCAGUUCCAGCACGUCGGCCAAGCAUUUCAGCAGCAUCUAAGUGCCCUGACCAUUGCUGGGACUGCCCAUUUGACUGAUUCUUACAUUCGUGGUUGCUCCGUUUGGGAUUCCUUUGGUCGGGGACUUGGCAUCUCUGGGACCUCGGAUCUAAGAGUGGACAACAAUGUUUUCUAUAACAUUUCAGGCCACGGGCUCCUGCUGGGAGGAUGGUUGGAGCAGGGGAACAAAAUCAGGCACAAUAUACUGAUCGGACUAUCUGGAACUGAUGGACUUUCCAACCUUGAAGCUGUGUCACCAGCAGGGAUCUAUAUCCAGGCUCCUGCUAAUCAGAUAGAGGGUAACAUGGUUUGUGCUGCUGGGUAUGGUUAUUUCUUUCAUCUUUCCCCCAAGGGACCAUCUCAAACUCCUGUCCUCUCCUUCAGCAAGAACAUAGCUCAUUCUUGCACAAGAUAUGGUCUCCUGGUAUAUCCCGAAUAUCAGCCCCAACGUGCAAAUAGCCUAGGCCCAGUUCUGUUCCAGAGCUUCAUGGCCUGGAGGAAUCAAGGUGGGGCUCAGAUUUUUAGAAGCAGCAACCUUGAACUUCAAAAUUUCCAGAUACAUUCUUGCAAGGAGUUUGGAAUUGAUAUAGUAGAAAGCCUUGGAAAUACCUCUGUAACUAACAGCUUAUUGCUCGGCCACCUCGGGCACAAGCAGGAUGGUAGCUGUAUGUCAGCAGGACUGAAAACUCCCAAAAGGCGUGAGAUGUUGGUUUCCAAUACAACUUUCAUGAACUUUGAUAGUAGCAUGUGCACUGCCAUUAGCACCUGCUCAGGCUGUUCCCGAGGUCAAGGUGGCUUUACAGUGAGAGCUGAAUGGCUGAAAUUCCUAAAUUCACCCAACCAGGUAUUGUUCCCAUUUCCUCAUUCGGCCAUCCUCGAAGAUCUGGAUGGCUCCAUCACAGAGCAGAAAGGAAGUCAUCUCCUUGCUUCUUUGAACAUACUUGCAACUUCCUGCGUGGUCAGUGCCAAUUUCAGUCAAGCUGCAGCGAGCAGUGUUUGUGGAAGGGAUGUGAUUCUUCACCGUAUGUCUAUUGGACUAAAUGAGGCCCCAGAUGCUCCUUAUAAUUUAACCGUGACUGACAAUAAUAAUAAGACAACCACAGUCAAUUAUGUCUGUGAUACUCUAUCAAACCUCUACGGCUGGAUGGCUCUCCUCUUGGAUAAGGAAGCUUAUACUCUGACAUUCGACAACCCUUUGUUCAACAAACAACUACAGUACUCUGCGACAUUUGAUAACUUCGCCGAUGGGAAUUAUUUACUAAUGGAACAUAGGAAUCUCUCAUCCACCAUUGAGAUCACGGUGCUUUGCGGGACAAGGCGAGGGCAGCCACUACAGUCACUCCCUUCACACAUUUAUCAUAAGAGCUGUGACUGGUUUUUCAAUCGCAAACUGGGGAAGCUAACCUUUUUGGUUACAGGUGAAGACCUAAUUCAAGUGACAUUCAAGGAGGAGGAAAGGGUCUCUAUACCUGCACCAGCUCCUUCCGAUGGCAUUUUGAAAUGGUCAAUGCCUGAAUCAUGGAGCGGUGUGGGCAGGGGCUGGGGUGGAUACAAUCACAGCAUUCCCGCCCCUGGAGAAGACGUCAUCAUCUUGCCUAACAGAGCCAUCCUGGUGGAUACAACUCUUCCUCCUCUGAGAGGUCUCUAUGUCUUGGGACGCCUGGAAUUCCCAAUCAACUCCAGCAACGUCCUUAGUGCAGCCUGUGUAGUGGUUGCAGGUGGUGAGCUGAAAGUGGGUACUUUUCAUCAUCCCCUAGAAAGAGGACUAAACCUGCUUAUCUUUCUUCGAGCAUCUGAUGGAAUUUAUUGUGAUCGGUUGGAUGGAAUAAAUGUCCACCCAGGAACUAUUGGGGUUUAUGGGAAGGUGCAGAUGCACAGUGCUUAUCCUAAGAAAUCCUGGACACAUCUUGGAGCUGACAUUGCACCUGGCAAUGAAAGGGAUCCUACAGACCUACAAGCCCAUUGCCCCACUUUAAGUACCUGUGAAAUCUCUGAGAAACCACUUUUUCCCAUGACAAUCAGAGGUAAUUUGAGUCCAUUGCCAUCCAAGCUGCAUGUGGACAUGAAGGUCUUGUUCCUGUUCCAACACAAGUCAAAGGCUGGGACAAUCACACCCGAGAUAAACGCAAGGAUUUUGCUCACCGAUGAAGUGGACUGGAGUCAUGGUGGAAACAUUGUCAUCAGUUCCUCCUCUUACGAGCCUCACCAAGCCGAGGUAGUCACGGUUAAAGAGAUCAGGAACCAUAGCAUUAAAAUCCACGAGCGCCUUCUCCACAGGCAUAUAGGGCGUUCCCAUAACACAGAAGAUGGUAGACAGCUUCCUUUGGCUGCAGAGGUUGGGCUUCUAACACGGAAUAUACAGAUCAAGUCUGACACCAUUUGCUCUGGGAGGCUUCUAGUAGGACGCUUUAGAAGUGCCAAUGGAGUGGAAUAUGCAGGUGCGCUUCAGCUCUUAAAUGUUGAACUUCUGAACUUUGGGCCUUCGCAACUUCCUGCCAUUGACUUCAGAAAUGUAUCCCAGGGAUCUGCAGUAAUCGCUUGCAGCAUUCACCAGACCUGUGGGGGUGGCAUUCAAUCAGUUGCAAGCCAUGGCAUUAUACUGCGUGAUAAUGUAAUGUUCAGUACAGUUGGCCCUGGCAUUGACUUUGAAGGCCAAAACCAUUCUCUCACAAGGAACCUUAUCAUUCUGAGCAAGCAACCAGAAGGGUCACCGAAUUGGGUUGCUGGUGUCAAAGUAAACCUAAUAGAUGGUGCCUACUUACUUGGUAAUGUUGUGGCAGGAUCUGAACGAAUAGCCUUUCACAUCAAGGGGCAAGAGUGUUCCCUUGCCAGAGAUCAGUGCAUUGAAAAUGUAGCCCAUUCAAGCCUUCAUGGUGUCCAUUUAUACAGAGGAGAUGGGUUUCAAAACUGUACCAGGAUCACUGGUUUCCUGUCCUACAAGAAUUAUGACUAUGGUGUCAUGUUCCAUCUUGAAAGCAGUGUCGUGAUGGACAAUAUGACGCUGGUAGACAAUGCAGUGGGUGUCCUGCCUGUGGUGCACAGCUCUUUUGAGCAGCACUGUUUAAGGAAAGAAUACAUCAAAUUUAGGAACUCUGUCAUUGUUGCUACGAGCAAAACGUUUGACUGCAUUAAGGACAGAAUCAAGCCCCUCUCAGGUGACUCGACUUCCAGGGACCGAGCUCCACGUUACCCUCGAAGAGGCCGCAUUGGGAUUCUGUGGCCUGCAUUCACCUCUGAUACAAGCCGAUGGCCUGAUAAACCAUGGCACAAAAUAAGAAAUGAUCCAUCAGUCUCAGGAAUUAUGAUGCUACAAGAAGUCACCUUUACCGGUUUUACAAAGAGUUGCUAUAGUGAUGACAUGGACAUCUGCAUCAUGUUAAAUCCUGAUAGCACUGGCAUCAUGCACCCGAUCACAUCUGAGAAGAUGAGAAUGCUACAUGUCAAUGAGAAGAACAAGCUUUACUUUCAUACGCUGCAAACAAGCAAUGAAUACGAGGAUACGGUGUUUCCUGAGAUGAGAUGUGAAAGCUCAAGGAAGGCUCUCUUCAAGGAUUUGGAUGGAAGUGCUCUGGGUCUGGAACCACCCGUGUCCGUUUUUCCGAAGUCAGAUUGGGAGUGGCCACAGUUUUAUUUGCACGCUGGUAUAUACAGAGAUGAUAGCAAGUGUGUCUACAAGCCUUCAACCCAAGGCUACUUCUGCAAGGAAACGGACCAUGUACUUUUGAUCCUGGAAAGCUUGGAAGUAGAUGCUGAUGGAGAGAGGCCAUCUCCAGUGGUGUCAGUGACUGGCAGUUUUGUGGAGUCCUUCAGUGCAUCAGCUUCACAUUCAUCUUGCUGCUCCUCAGGACAUCCACAGUCAUUUUAUUCUGUCUUGCCAUCCAACAAGCUCACUAAGGUUUGCUUUGCUGGUCCAACACCUUUGACCAUGAGACUCCACCUCAAUAGUGGCCAAAGCUUUACCAGACUUUUCCUAGCUGUAUUCUACAAUGAACCCCAAAGCCUUCACGUUUUCAGGCAAGGAAAAUACAUCCCAUCCACCUCAUCUUUUCAUUCAUCUGAUGCUGUGGCAGGCACCAACUAUUUCAGCUUUGAGGACAACCUUCUGUACAUCCUGCUUCAUGGAGAUGAACCUGUAGAAAUCUACACAAGACGUUCCCUUCUUAUUGCUUUUACCAUAACCACGACCAUUGGAGAGGAGGAGCAGAUAAAUGCGGUCCAUCACCUGGCUGAUUUUUUACAGAUUGGCCGUGAACUGGUCAGAAUAGUUCACAAUGGGGCAGGGAGUGAGAGCACAUUAAAGGUUAUCUCAGCCAAUGCCAGAAAGAGGAGACGUCUGUGUCCAACUAUGACAUCUUGCAUGGCUUUUCAUAGCAGGGAUGACUGGGAGAACACUUGGGCAGGGCCAACGAGCAUGAGGAGGCUAUGGCCUUCUGGUACAGCGACCUCAUCGAGUGUGAUGAUCAUCGAAGUUGGGGACCCACCAAGCCUUGUGAGAAAUAGCCUUGUUUCUUCCUUGUCUGAUGAAAGGCUGCAGAGCUUGGCCAGUAUUCUCAUCAUUGCUCAUCAGACUGGGGAGCUUCAGGAUGUCCUGGAUAUACCAACUGAUACUUUAAUGCUGAUGUGGUCCGCCUCCCCAUCACCAGAAGGAUGUAGUGGUCGAAAUGGAAGUGGCCUCACUCCUGGAAGCUGCCUAUAUUCAAGGCCCUAUAAUAUCUCAGUCCAAGUGCAGCCCUCAGAUGGAGAAAUGGGAAAGGAGCUCCCCGUACAGCCGCAAAUAAUUUUUCUGGAUAAACAGGGUCAGAGAGUUGAAACACUGGGGCUGCCCUCCGAACCCUGGGUCGUUGAAGCCUAUCUCAAGGGCUCCUCAAAGGCUGCAUUGAAAGGCCACACCACGGUAGAGGUCCAGCAUGGAUGGGCCUGCUUUACAGACUUGGCAGUCUCCAGUUUGGGCACUGACUGGUAUCUCGUUUUCACUGUUUUAUCACCUCCAGGUGCCAAGUUCACAGUUGAGUCCCAGCCAUUUACCAUCUUCCCCUUUGCCAUGGGAGAGAAAUCCAACCCUAUCCUUGCUGUUGUGCUGAGCUCAGUGGCUUCUGUGUUAGUUCUGGGUCUUUUCGUAUUCUGCUGGGUCAAGAAAAGCAAAAGUAACAAAACAAAGACUGGACGGGCUAAUGCACUGCAAGCAGAGAGCAACAUCAAACCUUCCCCGAUCCACCGGCCGAAUAAUUCAACUCGCGUCCAGCUGCAGUGCAAACAGGAAGAGAAUGACCGUGAUGUUGCUGGGGUGGAAGCAGAUAUGGAAGCAAAUGGGAAGCAAGGAAGCAGAGUGGGAGAGGUCAAGGAGCAGCAUCCACAGGCCUUUAAAGCCAAGUCAUUGGGGAAGAUGAACAUUGCUGAACAUCAGAUGGAGAGUGGAGAGAAGUCAUCGAUGACUAAGAAAUGCGGGGAUCGCUAUGAGUCACAUGCUAGGACAUCUCCAUGGGAUUCCUUCGAACUUCAGCAGCUUGGACUCAAGGAGUUCUCUGAAUGGAAAGAUGUCUCUCAGGAGUAAUUUGGUUACAUCUAUGGAAAGAAAUAGGAAGAAGAAGAAGCACUGUACCAGAAGGCAAAGAAGAAGAGGGAGGAGACUGCCACAGGACCUUGAAGAGAUGAGUAAGGCAAGAAGAAACGUCCAAACAAGACGUUGUCUACGAUGCUUUGGCACCUCACUCUCUUCUACUGCGAGUGUCAUCAGGAAAAGCAAGGGAGCCUGGGAGACACAUCAGGAUGGUUAGCAGAAAAAGUAGUGGUCAGAGCAGCGUAUUUAAAUAACUUGUAUUAAAAAAAAAAAAAAUCCUGUUAAUUUUUUCAUUUUUUGACUCGGCAAAUUUGCUUCUGUUCAAGGAAAGA
Molecule: messenger RNA, 7194 nt
Organism: Alligator sinensis (Chinese alligator)
Lineage: Eukaryota; Metazoa; Chordata; Crocodylia; Alligatoridae
Product: fibrocystin-like
Exons: 34
Source: RefSeq, a predicted model, not a curated record